Polistes dominula (European paper wasp) is the source of this 2713-nucleotide messenger RNA. RefSeq names its product ENAH actin regulator enabled (gene ena). The record is from RefSeq and is a predicted model, not a curated record. Lineage: Eukaryota; Metazoa; Arthropoda; Insecta; Hymenoptera; Vespidae. Gene Ontology annotation, molecular function: SH3 domain binding.
UGGUGGUAGGAGUAAGGACGAAUCGAGAGUCGGCAAUAUGGCCGGCCAGAUGUGCAGUAGCUGGGUGUCACGGUGGUGUUAGUGCCGCGCGUUAUUUAUGUCGAACUACCGCAAGUCUUGUCCGAAUCUCGCGUGUUUUCAUGGGAUCGGUGAUAUACUGUGUAGAAGCAGGAAUACCGCUUGCACGAGGGCAUAGCACACGCUUCCCGGCCAGGCAAAUAUGAAUGAAGUGAGCAUAUCAUCCGCUCGGGCGGCGGUUAUGGUCUACGACGACGUGAACAAAAAAUGGAUACCGAGUGGUACCUCGGCAGGACUUUCCAAGGUCCAGCUAUAUCAUCAUCAGGUGAACAACACCUUCCGCGUCGUUGGAAGAAAGUUACAGGAUCAUGAGAUUGUUAUUAAUUGCGCCAUCCUUAAAGGACUGAAAUAUAAUCAAGCAACGGUCACGUUUCAUCAAUGGAGAGACAACAAGCAAGUUUACGGACUGAAUUUUUCUAGUAAGGACGAUGCUGAUGCUUUUGCCAGUGCUAUGCUUCAAGCCCUUGACGUGCUAAGCAACGGAAGCAACAUAUCAAGAAGUCUGGGUCCGGCAGUCGCACCGACGACUCAGCAGCAACCUGUUUAUCAGCAGCAACAGCAACAGCAACUUCAACAACAGCAGCAGCAACAGCAACAGCAACAACAGCAACAACCGCAGCAACAACAGCAGCAGCAACAACAGCAGCCGCAACAACAACAAUUGGCGAAUGCUCAAUACGAAGAGGACAUGGGAUACAGUCAAGGUCAUAACGCGCGAGUCUCCUUGUCUUUGGGCCAUCUUCCUGCCGGGGGCCAAACGGGUAUCACCGUGGGGCCCCCGACACCAACCCCCAGUCAUCAUCCAUCCGUUAGUAGUGCCGUCACCACCGUCAUUCAGGUGGGCUGUUCGCGUGGCUCACCGGCUGAGGGACUCACGAGGACUAUGACCAGAGAAGACGUGGCGAUCAUUCAGGAACGCAGAAUGUCCCAACAGAGUCAAGCAACGAACAGUCCGAGCGCCAUUUCACCGAGUUGUCCGCCAACGACGCAACAACAGCAACAACAACAGCAACAAUCGGGUCAUCACAGAACGUCGUCCGCUCCACCAGCACCGCAACCUCAACAGCAACAACAAGCCGGCCAACAGACGCAACCGCAACAACAGGCUACAAUUCCUGGAAUGCAAGGACCGAUAGUUUCUUCGGCGGUUCCUUUAUCCGCUGGUGGAGGUGGACCACCAGUACCACCACCGCAACCUCCCGCGGCACCACCCGCUCCUCCGUGUCCGCCUUCUAUGAUAAAUUUCAAUGCGCCCGUACCGCCACCCCCGAUGAUGAUAAACCAAUACGCACAGUCGCCAUCUUCUCAAACACAAUCUCAGUCGCAAUCGAUCUAUGCGGCACAGAGUCAGGGUAAUCAGUACGGCGGAGGAGCACCCGGUAACAAUCAGUAUUCGAACCCUAAUGUUACCGGGUCUGUUGUGGUCGUAGGUCAGAAUCCGAAUCAGUACGCGUCUACCGGUCAGAACAGCUUUUACGGUAACAACGGACAAGGUAGCAACGUGUACGGUAGCGGUGGUCAAGCUGGUCAGACCAGUCAGACCAAUCAGUAUGCUGUGGUCGGCGGUCAGGCCACGCAAUACGGUGCCGCCGGUGGCGGUAGCGGGCCUAGCAAUCAGUACGGAAGCAACAGUUCGAUCGUUCAGUACGCAAGUGGUCCACCUUCGGCGGCUAGCCAAUAUGCUGCUGCUGCCGCUGCCGUGGUGGUAGCUCAGCAGCAACAAGGCCAGUCGCAGUACGGUGUCGUCUCACAACCGCAACCACCGUCUUACGUUACCGGACAAGUGCAGGCAGCUGUCGCCAGCGUGAAUCCUUAUGGUACCCCCGCGAAUUCGGUGAAUCAGUAUGCUACUGGAGGACAUCACGCGGUUGCUGCUACCGCUUACGCUCCACCACCGCCUCCUAUGGUCCCAUUGGCGGCUGGUCCCGCUGCUCCCCCUCCACCCCCUCCCCCACCCGCGCCUAAUUCGUCUAAUAAUUCAUCCAAUAUUUCCGCAUCUUCUUCCACCGUCGUAUCCUCCUCCAUAACUUCCUCGUCCGUAACUAACAACGAUCCACCGCAACCGGAUGCUAAUUCUCUUGCUGCGGCCCUACAGGCUGCUAGGCUUAAGAAAAAACAGCAACAGACACAGCCUGUUGAAAAUAGCGGCUCGAGUACCAGCAGUAGCGGAAGCGGAGGUGGCGGUGGCAAUUAUGGAACAUUGGGAAGAGGUGGAGGUGGCGGUAUGGCUUCUAUGAUGGACGAGAUGGCGAAAACGCUGGCACGUAGACGCGCUGCCGUUGAGAAGAAGCAACCUGAACAACCACCGGAACCUGAAAGUUCACCGGACAAGAAAUCAUGGGAUAAAAGUAGUUCGUCGAACAACAAAUUUUCCAAUGGAGCAGAAUCACCAAAGUCGGUUAGAAAAAGGUUUGGUUCCGCUUCCGAAGACACGCUUCUCAAAGUCAAUGGCGUUAACGAUGGUUCCUCGUUGACGGCACAAGAGAUGGAGGCGUUCAAAGCUGAGAUAAUUAAAGAAAUGCGUAAGGAGUUUCAAAAGAUGAAGCAAGAAAUAAUCGAUGCGGUAAGAACAGAACUGAGUAGAAGGUAAAAGACGAACAAAUAAAUCCGCAUAACGAAAGGAUGUGAAGACAGG